Molecule: messenger RNA, 542 nt
Organism: Aegilops tauschii subsp. strangulata
Lineage: Eukaryota; Viridiplantae; Streptophyta; Magnoliopsida; Poales; Poaceae
Source: RefSeq, a predicted model, not a curated record
AACACAAACAGGCAUCAGUUGAGGCAGUCGAGCAAGAAAAACAAGCAUCAGCACACUUUCUUCACCACCGCAGCUCCGCAAGUUCAGUAGCUCUAUAGACACGGAGAUCACAAUUCAGUAUCUUCUCUCCAGCAACUUAGGAGGAGAUGGCUGCUCCGGCGAAGGCUUCGUGGAUGGUGGCGAUGAGCGUCGGCGCCGUGGAGGCGCUCAAGGACCAGGCGGGGCUCUGCCGCUGGAACUAUGCGCUCAGCUCCAUCCAUCGGGCCGCCAAGGCAAAGGCCAACGUCCGCGGCGGCGUCUCGCAAGGCAAGAAGCAGCUUCCGGCCUUUGCGGCGGCCGUGGCGGAGAGGCGGCGAGCAGAGAAGGCCGAGGAGGGGCUGAGGACGGUCAUGUACCUCAGCUGCUGGGGCCCAAACUAGGAGUACUAGUAGCUAGAGGUGUUGUGUUCGUCGGAGCAAAGUAAGCAACCAUGGCUGAUUGCCCUUUCCCCACGAUUGUAAGAUACCAUAAUGAUUAUGAUGAUGAUGAAAAUUUUGGCCUCA